Messenger RNA from Durio zibethinus, 1025 nucleotides. RefSeq names its product transmembrane emp24 domain-containing protein p24beta3-like. The record is from RefSeq and is a predicted model, not a curated record. Lineage: Eukaryota; Viridiplantae; Streptophyta; Magnoliopsida; Malvales; Malvaceae.
UAACAAAUCUAAAAAAUAUAUCAUUAAAUCUUCCAUGCUACCGUAUAAAACGCCGCGGUAAGUGGAAGUGAUAAACUGACGCAGCGGCGGAAGCUCUAAUAAAAGUCCAGAUUCUAGACUCUUGACUUCUUCGCAAAUCUGUAAGAAAUCAAAUCAGGAAAAAGAAAAAAAAAAAAAAAAAAACUUCCCAAAACGAAAUUCCAAAAAGAUGGAGAAGAGAUGGGGAAAGAUGUGGACUUUGAUGGGCUUGCUUCUUUUGAAUUGGGUAAGUAACGCUUCCUCCCUUUCGGUUACCGUAAAUGAUGUCGAAUGCGUGUAUGAGUACGUCCUAUACGAAGGGGACACGGUUUCGGGCAACUAUGUCGUCGUCGACCACGAUAUUUUCUGGAGUUCUGAUCACCCCGGCAUUGAUUUCACUGUGACUUCGCCUGGGGGUAAUAUAGUUCAUAAUUUGAAGGGGACAUCUGGGGACAAGUUUGAAUUCAAGGCUCCACGAAAUGGAAUGUACAAAUUUUGUUUUCACAAUCCCUACUCUACACCAGAGACCGUUUCUUUCUAUAUUCAUGUUGGCCAUAUUCCCACUGAGCAUGAUCUUGCCAAAGAUGAACAUUUGGACCCAAUUAAUGUUAAAAUUGCUGAGCUGAGAGAGGCUUUGGAAUCUGUUACAGCAGAACAAAAGUACUUGAAAGCACGUGAUGCUCGGCAUCGUCAUACAAAUGAGAGCACAAGAAAGCGUGUUAUAGGUUAUACGGUUGGAGAAUACAUUCUGCUAGCUCUUGUUAGUGCACUUCAAGUUAUCUAUAUCAGGCGUCUCUUCAGCAAAUCAGUUGCAUACAACAGAGUUUGAGCGACCUGAUUAUUGAUUUUAUUUCCAUGUUCCAUUAACCAGAGGAUCAUAGGGAGAAUCCGAAUCGACAGUUUAAUGUUUUAUGUUAUUCAUGUAUUGUAUUUCGAUCACACUGUAGCUUUAUGACAUAAUCUAACUUUUUUACUUAUAUUAUUAUUAUUAUUAUUAUUGAAAUCUU